GGGGAAGGGACACAAUGGCAGGAGCUCUGCACUUCAUCCUGCUCUUAUUUCUGCAUUGUGGAUCUUUUCUCCUCAUUUCAGCCACUACUGUCAAUGUCACAAGUACUGUGGCUUCAGAUGCAACUUUUACAACAACAUCUAAGGGCCUUUUUCCUGCAGAGAAAACCAACUCCACUCAGGUUUCCACCACUGGAGUCACAACCAGUGAUAGUAAGACAACAACUAAACCUCCAAAAACCACCAAGACUGGCGUGCAUCCGACUGAAGAAGCUGCUAAAACAGUGGAGAAAGAUGUUUCUACAAAACCAAAAGAAGAAGAAGAAGAAGAAGAAGGUCCUUUGGAGUUAGAAAGGAGGUCAACAAGGAGUGUUAAGGUAGCAAAGAAGCCCAAAAAGAUCCUGAAGAAAUCCAAACGAAUCACCAAGAAGACAAAGGUGGUUAAGAAAACCAAACCUCAGGUCAAACACAGUGUGAGCCGGUCAGCAGCCAGGGAGACAGUCCCACAAUGUCCUCCUCUGGGUCUGGAGUCCCUGAAGGUCAAAGACAAUCAGCUAAAGGCGUCUUCCUUCAAGCGCAGAGGUCUGGGCCCCCACCGAGGACGACUCAACAUCCAGUCUGGGAUAGAGGAUGGCGAUAUCUACGAUGGAGCUUGGUGUGCUCAGUACAGAGACGAGAAGCAGUGGCUGGAGGUCGACGCUCUGCGACUGACUCGCUUUACCGGUGUCCUCCUGCAGGGUCGAAACUCCAUCUGGAGUUGGGACGUGGUCUACACCUACAAGGUGCAGUUCAGUAAUGACUCGUUGGUCUGGAAGCCGUCUAUGAACGGGACUGAAGAGGCCGUAUUUGAAGGAAACCAGGAUGCGGAUACGCCCGUCCUCGCUCUUUUCAACACUUCCACCGUGGCCCGUUACAUCCGGAUCAACCCUCAGACGUGGUACGAGAACGGCACGCAGGGUGACAUCUGCCUCAGGGCCGAGGUGUUGGGCUGCACUGUCCCAGAUCCAAAUAAUAUCUACCCAUGGCAGACAGAGCCAGCUGCGUCCAAAGACAAAUUGGACUUCAGACACCACAACUACAAAGAGAUGAGAAAGCUGAUGAAGGCGGUGAACGAGGCCUGUCCUGACAUCACCCGGAUCUACAGCAUCGGGAAGAGUUACAAGGGGCUGAAGCUCUACGUCAUGGAGAUCUCUGACAACCCUGGAAAACACGAACUGGGAGAACCAGAGUUUCGGUAUGUUGCAGGGAUGCAUGGGAAUGAGGCGCUGGGCCGAGAAAUUCUCCUCAAUCUGAUGGAGUACUUGUGUCAGGAGUACAAACGCGGUGACCAGCGCAUCGUCCGCCUCAUCAAAGACACCCGCAUCCACCUGCUGCCUUCCAUGAACCCUGACGGAUACGAGAUGGCCUUUAAAAAGGGCUCAGAGUUGGCAGGCUGGGCUUUCGGUCGUUACAGCUAUGAAGGCAUCGACAUGAACCACAACUUCGCUGAUCUCAACUCGGUGAUGUGGAACGCCAUCGAGCUGGAGACGGACCGGUCCAAACUCAUCAACCACUACUUCCCCAUCCCAGAGCAGUACACCUCAGAGGAUGCUUUUGUGGCAUCAGAGACCAGAGCUGUGAUCAACUGGAUGCAGAACAUCCCCUUUGUUCUGGGCGCUAACCUCCACGGUGGAGAGUUGGUGGUCACUUACCCGUUUGACAUGACCCGGGACUGGGCGCCUCAGGAGCACACGCCCACCUCUGAUGAGAGCUUCUUCCGCUGGUUGGCCACAGCGUACGCCAGCACCAAUCAGGUGAUGUCCAACCCAGACCGGCGGCCGUGUCACAACAAGGACUUCCUCAGAUACAACAACAUCAUCAAUGGAGCCGAGUGGCACAACGUACCAGGAAGUAUGAAUGACUUCAGCUACCUGCACACAAACUGUUUCGAGGUGACGGUGGAGUUAUCCUGUGAUAAAUUCCCUCAUGCCAGCGAGCUUCCCAUCGAGUGGGAGAACAACAGAGAGUCUCUGCUGGUUUACAUGGAACAGGUCCACCGUGGCAUUAAAGGGAUAGUUCGGGACAAGGACACAGAGGCUGGUAUACCUGAUGCCAUUAUUAAAGUGGAUGACAUAGAUCAUCACAUCAGAUCAGUUGCUGAUGGUGAUUACUGGCGGCUCCUGAACCCCGGUGAGUACCGGGUGACGGCCAGCGCAGAGGGCUACUUCCCCUCCUCUCGCACCUGCCAGGUCAUGUACGACUUCUUCCCCACCAUCUGUGACUUCAACCUCACCAAGAUGCCCAACCAGAGGCUAAAAGAGAUUUUAGCAAAGGGAGGCAAACUGCCCAAAGACCUGCAGCUCCGGCUACGACAGCUCCGCCUGCGUAAGCUCCGCGUUACCACCAAAGCGAUGAACCGGCGACGCGCUGCUGCUGCUGCUGCGGCUGCCAAACGGGCAAAGAAGGUCUGAUGGUGAUUGAAUGUGAGAACAGAGCAGGACUUGGUUCAGAGACACUGAUUCUCGCUGCUUUCAUGUCAGUAUUUCCACUGGUGUUAUUUAUCAAGGACCAACAGUAGGCACCAUGAAACUUUUACACCAGUAGACAAACACGCCUCAGAAAUAAACCGUGUUAUCUCCUGCUGUGGAGCAGCAGAACAAACUGAGGGAACAAUAUCCUUUAAACAAGAUGAUAAAUGUCAGAGUAAUCCAGCGCACACCAGGAAUGUUCAGAUAGACUUUAAAGUUUGAUGCAUAUAAAACAUUGGAGCGAAUUGUGGCUUCCUGAGGUCCGCUCUUCUUGAUCAGCGUCAGGUGUGGGUUUACAAUACUUUUCUCUGUCACCAGGUGGUGAUAAUUACAGGUCAUGUGACAACUAAAGUCAUCUCAAUACACAAAAUAUCAACUUGCAUACAUUUAAUAUCAAGUGGAGAGUGAACCUGAGGAAGCCAUAAUGUGAAACACGUUCUUCGCUCUAAUGCUUUAUAUGCACUAAACUUUGAAGUCUAUCUGAAGAGUCUCGGUGUGCACUGGCUCACUCUGAUCUUGAAAGCUGUCUUGUUCCUGCUCGACCUGCACCCCGGAUGAGUGCACAGGGUCAUCGACCCUCAAGAUGAUAAUUGUAUUUAAGGCCAAACAAUUCUGUUUUCGGUGAUGUCAUGAUGCCUACAAAUACAAUAAAAUCAACUUUUGAUCCACAUAAAGGAAAACCAGUCAGAUUUCAUUCCUACUUAAAAAGUCAUUUUUAUCGUGUUGUGGUGG
Messenger RNA from Labrus bergylta (ballan wrasse), 3236 nucleotides. RefSeq names its product probable carboxypeptidase X1. Gene Ontology annotation, biological process: peptide metabolic process; protein processing. NCBI's taxonomy places the organism in Eukaryota, Metazoa, Chordata, Actinopteri, Labriformes, Labridae. Gene Ontology annotation, molecular function: zinc ion binding; metallocarboxypeptidase activity. The record is from RefSeq and is a predicted model, not a curated record.